Molecule: messenger RNA, 3272 nt
Organism: Hyposmocoma kahamanoa
Lineage: Eukaryota; Metazoa; Arthropoda; Insecta; Lepidoptera; Cosmopterigidae
Product: uridine phosphorylase 1
Exons: 9
Coding region: 381-1562 (393 amino acids)
Biological process (GO): nucleotide catabolic process; uridine catabolic process
Cellular component (GO): cytosol; cytoplasm
Molecular function (GO): uridine phosphorylase activity
Source: RefSeq, a predicted model, not a curated record
AUUUAUUUAUACAUUUCUAGUUGAUCGACUUACUAUACUCGAAAACAUCGAUGUAAACAAUUAUUUCCAGAUUCGACGUUCAUUACGGCUUCACUGUGUGCCUAGAAAGUUGCGUGGAACGAAAUAAUCGGUGGUUAUUCUUUCUACACAAUAUUGAUACACAGUUAUACGUAAGUGCAAUGGUUUGAAACUUAAUGCGAGGGUUAGUAAAUGACAGUGAACUGUGAGCCGGGUUAUUCGGCUGCCGAUGGUUGAGGCAGCCUUACGUGAGUUUCUGACGUGUGAAUUAAUAAAUAGUCUUCACGAGUGUUGUUCUUAGAUUAAACUUUUUUUUAAGAAUAUUACUUUUUUCAUCCAGUGGACUUUGAGCAUAUCCAGCUAUGCCGUGUAAUUGUGAAGUAAAAGUUCUGGACGGACGAUCGCAGCACUUAAAUGGCUGCGGGUUCAACUCUGCACUCCAGAAUGGCACACAGAAUGAUGAAAAUAUCCACAGUGGGCAUCAUCCCCACAGAAAGGUGUACGACGAAGAAGAGACGGAAGGCGAAGACGUUAGCGUAGAUCGAAAUUUAGUUAGGUACCCAGAUGGUACGGUGCGUCUUCGCAACCCGAACAUCGAGCUUAUGGACCAAGACAUUCUGUAUCACUUGGCGCUCGGCAGCGGCUCCCACGACCUCGUCGAGAUGUUCGGAGACGUUAAGUUUGUGUGUAUGGGGGGUACACCGAAGCGCAUGCAGGAAUUCGCGUUCACCAUCAUGCAAGAGAUAGGCCACAAGCUGCCCUGCGGCACCACGCUCCAUGACAUCAGCCAGUUCUCUUAUCGAUAUUCCAUGUACAAAGUUGGACCCGUGCUUUCCAUUAGUCAUGGCAUGGGUAUCCCAUCAGUGGGUAUCCUGCUCCACGAGGUGAUAAAGCUGAUGUACCACGCGAGGGUCCAAGACCCGGUAUUCUUCCGCAUCGGCACGUGCGGUGGCAUCGGGUAUGAGGGUGGCACUGUCGUUAUUUCUGAUGAGGCCGUUGACGGAGCGCUGAAAAAUGCUCUGGAGUUGACGGUUCUGGGUAAGACUGUGCAGCGACCGGCAAAGCUUGACCGAAGACUCGCGCGCGAGCUCAAAAGCCUCACUGACCCUGAGGAUCCAUAUGACACGAUCAUCGGGAAAACUAUGUGCACUUAUGACUUUUAUGAAGGUCAAGGACGUUUGGACGGGGCGUUCUGCGACUUCACAGAGAACGAUAAAAUGGAAUAUUUGGAGAGCAUCCAUAAGUCUGGAGUGGUUAACAUUGAGAUGGAGUCUUUAUCUUUUGCUGCACUUACGCACCAUGCUGGUAUUAAAGCUGCCGUCAUUUGUGUGACUCUCUUGGAUCGCCUUAAGGGUGAUCAGGUAUUAGCACCUAAGGAGGUGUUGGACGAGUGGCAAACGCGUCCAACGAAGCUGGUUUGCCGUCAUAUUAAGAGGUACCUGCAGAUGAAGGGUCGUCUGUCACUGGAUGGGCACGGCUCUAUAGCAGUAAAGAGCCCUCGACGCUUCAAGCUCGUGCAGCAGGAAUCCGAGACCUACGAUUAAUGUAUAACCGACAUACUGCACUCGAUACUAGCGAAGUACACUGCGCCUUCUAAAAGCUUGAACGCAAAAUGUAAAAAAAAGAUAAGGAAUAUUCUGUCAGUCAAUCCACCAUUUUUUAUUGUACGCAAACGCUGAUAUAUACGGUCUAGUAUAAUUUGUGAAGGCGAGUUGCCUUCUCUGAUGGAAUAUUCUUUAUUAAAGUUCUGACAACUGCGACGGGGCUUAAUAUUACGCUAAUCAUUCACUGAUUAUCAAAUAACACUAUGAUGUCGCUGCCUUUCAAGAAUAGUAACUCAAGCCAAAAUAAUAUUUUUUUUAUUUAUAACACGUAUUCUCAAACCUUUUUCGUUUUUGUUUAUUAAAAACGUCGGACCGGCCUUCGGCUAAUAUAAUCACGUAACGUUGGACAAGUAUUCGAUUAAUAUCAUCUUCCUGACGAAUUAGCUGUUUUUGAGACAGGGCGCUAUUCUAGAAAGCCAUCGACCAUAGUAUAAUGACCAAAUAUAGUAACUGCAUACAAACGUAGCAGCGCGGCUGCUACGUGUGAAUGUCGAUCGUGCUCCGUGUACGGACGCACACAUUCGCCUAAUAGCUAAAGGCGCGUGAGACGCGAGUUACAUCGCAAGAUUAUGCGUCUUUUUUAUAUGUAAAAAUAAGUGCGCAUUUGGCCUCCAUCUCCCCUGAUGGGAAGUGACGAUGAGGUCGACUGUCACCUUUUUUCACUGUCGCCUUUAGGUCGGUCCUAGUUGGGUCCAAGUUAUAGCGUUCGGGGAACAAGUCCGCAGGCAGGUAUCAAUUCCACUUCCUAGCCGCUUGCCGUAUGAAUGUGGAAGCGAAACGCUUCCUUCCUGGAAAUAUCCACAACAUAGGGUUGAACCCCAGCCCACAUCUAGUCCCCCGAUGAUGGAAAGGGGAAGUCGAAAUCAAAUCGUGCGAUUCCAUCGCACACUCUACGUGAUAUAUCCUGUAGAAUACCGAUAAGCAGGCAACUUUCAGGUGUUCAAGGCUCUGCAGCUUCGCCUCUACCAACUCCGAGUCACAUAUAAACUUCUUGGCAAUCUUGUCGAUUGGAUCCAAGGUGGCCAAUUGGUAUUUAGCAGAGCCGGCAGCAGUACAACAUACACGACCGGAUUUGUGCUUGGUAUAGCUAAAGCAACUGUCCCGACGUCUGUACACGGCACGCGAUGGGCGCGCACACAAAUAAGCCACGCUUGCAUGCUACGUUUGUAUGGAGUUACCAUACUUGUCUCGUUAUACUAUGUAUAUAAACAAUGGAUUUCGCUAAAAAUGAGGUCGCCAUUUCAUCCGCUCAUCUAUUACUGGCGACGGGUCAUAAAAUAGUAGAUAGCUUUAAUAUUGAUGGUAGAGAUCAGGAAUAUAAUCAGUUAUUAAUCUAAUGCAACUGAUUGUUCGCACUGCCAUACUCACAUCGUGUGAUACCAUUAUUGUUAUUUCCCGUGAUGUUAAAGCCAAACUUAAAUUUUACAUCAGUGAAAACCUUUAUUUAUUUAUUUUGUAAACCCCUCGACACAAAAGAUUAGCAAGUCCAAUUGAGCUAGGCUAUGUAAUCUCCAAGGGCUUGAAACAUUCAAACCUUUUUCAAUAACGUACGCUCUUAAUGGAAUGAGAAAUUCGUUUGAAAACAAAUGAAAGGGCACUUUAAAAGUUCAUUAUAGUAAGACAGAAUUAUUGCAACCUUAAUAUCGAUAC